Molecule: messenger RNA, 3568 nt
Organism: Chelmon rostratus (copperband butterflyfish)
Lineage: Eukaryota; Metazoa; Chordata; Actinopteri; Chaetodontiformes; Chaetodontidae
Gene: mertka
Product: c-mer proto-oncogene tyrosine kinase a
Exons: 19
Coding region: 171-3002 (943 amino acids)
Biological process (GO): protein phosphorylation; nervous system development; multicellular organism development
Cellular component (GO): signaling receptor complex
Molecular function (GO): ATP binding; protein binding; transmembrane receptor protein tyrosine kinase activity
Source: RefSeq, a predicted model, not a curated record
GUCAACAACUCAGCACACAAACCGAGCAGGAGCCACUCUAGCGGCCGAUGUCGCUCACUGUCCGCAGUUAAAGCGUCCGGUCCCGCACAGUCCGCUCAGAGUAAAGACGUGGAGGUUUCCGGAUCGUUGCCGCGGGAUAGAAAGACGCGGUGAAGAGCUCAGACUCGGUCAUGGCAAAGAGGUCAACUCCAGGCUGGUUUGGAGUCUUUCUCUCCACAGCCACUUUAGCCAUUGUUGCAGGGAGCCCGGUCAGCGCUCAGCAUUCUAGGAGCCGGUUCCACCGUCCCACCAGGACCUCUGACCCUCAGGUGGGCCGCGUUGCAAGAGUUUAUCUGAGCCCAGAUCAGCUCAGGCGGCUGCACUUCAAGCCCACCAUAGGCACCAUCCAGCUGUCAGAGGGCCACGAAGCAAAAUUCAACUGCUCUAUCGACAUCCCCGACGCCAGGCUGGAGCCCACCAUCACGUGGGUGAAGAACGGCCAGGACCUGGCGGGAAACGUACAGGUGGUGAUCAAUGAGCUCCAGACCACUACGGAUGGGGUCACGACUCUCCUCUCCACUGUCAGCAUUAAUCAAGUGCAGCGAUCAGAUGCUGGGGAGUAUAGCUGCAGACUGACCGUCAACGCCAGGCUGGUCGAGUCUCAGCCAGUCAUCAUCGAGGUGGAAGGUCUACCGACAUUUCUCCGUCAACCAGAGGACAGGAACGUAACAAGGAACGUAGCAUUCACGCUGACGUGUGAGGCCGUCGGGCCUCCAGACCCCGUUCAGAUCCGCUGGUUCCGUGACGGAUUACCUGACAGCGACUUUCAUGACUCUCCCAGCAACCACUCUGUUACAGGUGUGGACAAGUACACUCAGUUCAGCUGUGAAGCUUACAACACGAAGGGUGUCACCACCUCCAGAGAAGCAAAUAUCAACAUCAAAGUCCUUCCCAGCCCUGUGUCUAAUGUUACUGUGAUGGAGAGGCAGUCCAAUAAGUUGUUGUUGAGCUGGAGCCCUGGACAUGAUGGUUUCUCUCCACUAACUCAAUGUCACAUCAGGGUCAAAGAAGUGAGCCGCAGGAAAGGGGAGGUGAUGACCACCCGGUUCGUCAACGUCACAGUGCCGCCUUUCCAGUAUGAAGUCCCCGGGCUGCAGGCUAUGACGUGGUACAACCUGAGUGUUUCCUGCAGCAAUGAGGUGGGAGCCUCUCCUGUCACCAUGUGGAUCCAGAGCAACACCACAGAGGGAGUGCCAUCAGUUUAUCCUCGAAAUGUCACCGUCCAGCUGAACGAGUCGUGGCUGGUGAUCAGUUGGAAACCUCCCCCAGAUGAUAAGAUAAAUGGCAUCCUGCGAGGCUACGAUGUUAUUGUCAGACAUGGCGCACAAGUGACCAAGAUCCACAGAAACUCAACCGUGGCCUUUGUCGAACUGCAGGAAUUCAACUCAACCUACAGUGUGGAGGUGGCUGCAUGCACACAGGCAGGCAGCGGCAUGGUCAGUCCACGAGUCUGGCUCUUUGUGCCAGAGAACAAAUUAAUUGUGUCUCCGUCGUCCAGUCCUGACACCGGCGUUCCAGACUCUGUCUACGUUGUGCUGGGCGUCGUGUGUGGCUUCUGUCUUCUGAUGCUUAUCCUGUCGGGGGCUAUCUGUGUACGCAACAGGACCUAUGACUCUUGCUUUGGGCGGAUGCUUGGAGGUGGAGAAAAGCUCCAGCCUAUUGUACAGUACAAGCCCCAAAGAACCUACAAUCGAUCAGCCAUAGGAAUCACACUUGGGACCCUUGGUGUUAGUGAAGAACUCCGGGCCAAACUUCAGGACGUGAUGGUCAUGAGGAACUUGCUCUCCAUAGGGAAGGUUCUAGGAGAGGGUGAAUUUGGCUCCGUGGUGGAGGGACAUUUAAGACAACCAGACGGAAGGUCAGAAAAAGUUGCAGUGAAGACGAUGAAACUGGAUAGCUUCUCUCAACGGGAGAUUGAGGAGUUCCUGAAUGAGGCGGCCUGCAUGAAAGAUUUCAACCAUCCUAAUGUCAUCAGACUGCUCGGUGUGUGCUUGGAGGUAGACUCAGGACAUUUUCCCAAGCCCAUGGUCAUCCUGCCAUUCAUGAAAUAUGGAGAUCUACACAGUUUCCUGCUGCGCUCACGCCUGGGAGAGAGUCCAGUGUUCUUGCUCACUCAGACACUCCUGAAGUUCAUGGUUGACAUUGCUUUGGGUAUGGAGUAUCUCAGUGGUCGGAACUUUCUGCAUCGUGACCUGGCGGCUCGCAAUUGCAUGCUGCGUGAUGACAUGACAGUGUGUGUAGCAGACUUUGGGUUAUCUAAGAAGAUCUACAGUGGAGAUUAUUACAGGCAGGGCAGAAUAGCCAAAAUGCCUGUAAAAUGGAUUGCAGUGGAGAGUCUGGCAGACCGAGUCUUUACUGUAAAGAGUGACGUGUGGGCGUUUGGCGUUACCAUGUGGGAGAUCGCGACACGAGGCAUGACGCCGUAUCCAGGCAUCCAGAACCAUGAAAUUUAUGACUACCUUCUCGAAGGACACAGACUGAAGCAGCCAGCGGACUGUUUGGAUGAACUGUAUGAGAUCAUGUACAGUUGCUGGAGGGCCGAUCCACUGGACAGACCCUCCUUUUUCCAACUGCGAGAAAUGUUGGAAAAGCUCACAGAAAAGCUCCCGGAGUCUUUCAGCAAGGACGAUAUUAUCUAUAUCAACACCAGCUUUCCUGAAGAGGACCCUGACGGAGAAGCGCUUCCUGCAGAUCGUCCUGUGUUCACCUCGUCACCAUCAUGCAGCCACCAGGCAGCAGAAAAUUCUGUAGUUACUGCGGACAUUCAUGGGAGUCUGGAGGCUGAGGAAGAUGAGGACGAUGAUCGUUAUGUGGUGGUGAUCUCCUCUGAUCUCUCCCUGAGAUCUCCUGAAAUGGACACUCCUCUUUUGUCAAGUGAUGCUUUAAGUCAAGCAAAUGGAGCCAUGGUUACGGAUGUGACCGCAAUGGAUCACAGCUCGAGUGACACUUCUUUCCUGCUGUAAUGCUCGGUACCAGCAGAUCCAAACUGUAAUAAAACUCUCAACCUGGUAAAACUGGUUCAUCAGUACUAAACAUUAUGCCUCAUUGCACUGGGAGCACCUUGACAUUUCCUGAUGUGGACUUCCUGUAGUAUUCUUAUAGAAGCAGUUUAUGCUUUACACACCAGCCUACAUGUCAGUGUUAGGAAUGUUGUCCAUGUGUGUCAACAUCAAGCAUGUCCAUGCACAUGCUCCAUAAGCUUAAGAUACACUGAACUGUGAAAUUGUUUACUGUACUGAAUUGUGUGUUGCAAUGUAAAUAUAGAAAUGCACAGAAAAUUUAUAAAGUGAUCUUAUAAACUUGACCUCUAUGGGCCUUGAACAGUUAAUGAAAUGUGGUGGAACUGCUAAAAACUCAGAGAUCUGAAACAUGAUUGAGGCCACAAGUGAAAAAGGCUGGGAACCAGUGGUGUAAUCUUUAACAAGCUAUUAUAUCUUAAGAGCUCAGUGUGUUUUUUUUAUAUGAAAUCCAAAUCUGCAAGGUAACCAGUAACUAUGGCUGUCAAAUAAAUGUAGUGGAGUAAAAAGCA